Messenger RNA from Numida meleagris (helmeted guineafowl), 2195 nucleotides. RefSeq names its product RAB40B, member RAS oncogene family (gene RAB40B). Gene Ontology annotation, biological process: protein localization to plasma membrane; intracellular signal transduction. Gene Ontology annotation, molecular function: GTP binding; GTPase activity. The record is from RefSeq and is a predicted model, not a curated record. The transcript is spliced from 6 exons. The coding region runs from base 30 to 866 and encodes 278 amino acids. NCBI's taxonomy places the organism in Eukaryota, Metazoa, Chordata, Aves, Galliformes, Numididae. Gene Ontology annotation, cellular component: endosome; plasma membrane; synaptic vesicle.
GGGCCGCGGGAGCUGAACCGGCGCGGAGGAUGAGCCAGGCGGGCAGCCCGGGGAGAGCCUACGACUUCCUGCUGAAGUUCCUGCUGGUGGGCGACAGCGACGUGGGCAAGGGCGAGAUCCUGGCCAGCCUGCAGGACGGCGCCGCCGAGUCGCCCUACGGCUACCACAUGGGUAUAGAUUACAAAACUACAACAAUUCUUCUGGAUGGCCGACGAAUCAAGCUACAACUCUGGGAUACAUCAGGGCAAGGGAGAUUCUGCACCAUAUUUCGGUCAUAUUCAAGAGGUGCUCAGGGAGUAAUACUAGUGUACGACAUUACCAAUCGUUGGUCAUUUGACGGGAUCGAUCGAUGGAUAAAAGAAAUAGAUGAGCACGCUCCUGGUGUACCAAAAAUCCUGGUUGGAAACCGCCUUCACUUAGCUUUCAAGCGCCAAGUGUCUACUGAACAAGCACAAACCUACGCCGAGCGGCUGGGCAUGACUUUUUUUGAAGUCAGUCCACUUUGUAAUUUCAAUAUUACAGAGUCCUUUACUGAGCUGGCAAGAAUAGUAUUGAUGAGACAUGGAAUGGACAGGCUCUGGAGACCAAACAAGGUACUGAGUCUGCAAGACCUUUGUUGCCGUGCCAUAGUUUCCUGUACCCCUGUGCAUCUUGUUGACAAGCUCCCUCUCCCAGUUGCCUUAAGAAGCCAUCUCAAAUCUUUCUCCAUGGCCAACGGUCUUAAUGCCAGGAUGAUGCAUGGACGCUCGUAUUCACUCACAUCCAGCAACAUCAAUAAAAGGAACAGCUUAAAGAAAGCUAAAAUUAUCCGUCUGCCACAGAGCCCACCAAAAAACUGUACAAGAAACAGCUGUAAAAUUUCUUAAGCUCUGUGAAAAAAAGGAACCUGAAUGGAAUCCCUUCAUGUGAAGCAUUGAAUGCGAGGACUCCUUUUUUUAAUAGUAGAGCAUACUCUAUGUAGGUAUCACACUACAUAGACAAAAAUAAGAAAAACAAGUACUAUUUUAGAGCUUGCUCACUACAGUAAUGCUGCUUUGGAAUGAGUUCAGUGCUACUGAAAGGAUGUGAUGUUUUGCUGUUGGACUUGCAUACUUUAUUUUAGUUUCUGACAUGCAUGAUGCCAUUGUUUUCACUACUUGAUGUAUUUUCCUAUGGGGAAUAAUUAUCAUUAUAUUGAGUUCAUAAUUCCAUUAAAUCUGGAAUGUGGCUUAUGGUGUAAUUGUUUUAAAAAAAAAUCCUGUCUUUUUGCAAAUUAUUAAAAACGAGUCAUUGGUUUACAUAUUCGGGCAGAGGUUUUUAAAUGCAAUGUAUUGUAUACAUUGUAAAGUCUACAAAUAGUGCAACCAAUUCUAGUAAUAUUGCAGUUGUGUAUUUGGAUGUUUGGUAAAGCUUCCUUGAUGACUUCAAAGCACUAACUGAACUAAGCUAAAAAUGUGUAUAUAACAAUGAUGCACAUAUGCAACAAGGUUUUGUCCCAUUAGUAUAUGUAAUAGAUUUGAUAAAGUUUUUUGGUAUGUUAUUUAAUACUUUGGGGGAUUAAUUUGUGGUUUAAAUACUUAUUUUUCUGUAAAAAAAAAAAAUAUAUAUAUAUAUAUUACAUUUUAUACCACUCUACAGGAAAGUUCUAGGAGGAAAAUGCCAAAGAUACUGUGGUUAAGGGAGCAUGACUUGAAAAGCUGCUUUAUAAGAAAAGAGCACUAUUUAAAAAAAAAAAAAAAAAAAAGCUUCUGGAAAAUAAAUCCCAUUAAGCUUUAUUUAAUUGAAGAAAGUUGUCUUUAUCUUCUUUGAGAAGAAUUUGAAGAACAGUAUACCUGAAAUGGGCAGCAGGAACAUGAAGCCAUCCUAAAAGCAUUAUGUAAUGCUUUGGAUACGUCUGUCUUCAAGAUUGUGAACUGAAAUGCAGAAGAAUACAUGUCAAGUGUUCCCCUUCUUUGCAAAGAAUAGCGUGAGUCCAUCUGAGCAGUAGGAAUUCUUUGAGGUGAUGGCGUAAUUUGACUCCAGUUUCGUCUAGGCAUCUUCACAAAUGGGCAAUACCAUCAAGUUAGGUAUCUUUAAUGUUCCCCCUGGCUCAGACUAGGCCUUCACAGCCUCUCUAUGUGAGUAAAGAAAAUUAAAACCAGUAAAAUGCCAAAUCUGUGUCAGGAUCUGGACUGAUAAAUGCAGUGCUACUUGAAAAUAAAAGUGUGAUCAACGUA